CCAAAAUGUUAUUUAAACGCAUCUAUCCGAAUCCUUUGACCGUGCCCACAAGUAGUCGCGAAUCGAAUGCCUAUAUGAUGCAUACUCUAAAAAUUUCGGGCCUUAAUGUGCAUAACGAUUUUGGUUAUAAGAAGAAAAUUUGGCGUGUUAUAUCCUUUUCAUACGGCAUGGUGUAUUUGCCAUUGAGUUUCCUUCUGAAUUACAUUUUCCAUAUUGAGGACUUCUCGGCUGCCGUACUGCUGCAAUCGCUUCAAUUGUGCCUGAAUACCUGGUGCUUUGCUUUAAAAUAUUUCACCUUGGCAUAUUAUGUCAAGAAUUUGGAGGAGGCCAACAAGUGUUUCGAUCAAUUGGAUGUCUUCUGUCGCACCAAAGAGGAGCAACGUGAAAUACGAAAAAUGGUGGCCUCGACAAAUAAAUUGUACAUGAUCUUUGCCGUCGUUUUCCUUGUCUAUUCCGUUUCCAGUUUGGUCGAUGGCUUGGUUCAUGGUCGUAUGCCCUUCGAUACGUAUUAUCCGUUUAUAAAUUGGCGUCUCAGUCGCACACAAUUUGUGGUGCAGGCUAUUGUGGAGUUCACUUCGGUGGGCUAUGCAGUAUUUGUGGCCACCUCGACGGAUUCGUAUGCCGUGAUCUUUGUUAAGGCUCUGCGCUCCCAUGUCAAAUUGCUGACGCGACGCCUGCAAAAUAUGCCCAGUGAGACGACGGCAGCUCAGGAUGAAAACUUUAUGCAUGCCAGUCUAGUGGAAUGUAUCAAGGCCCACAAAGUAUUGUUGGCAUUUUGUAAUACCAUCAGACCUUUGAUUUCGGGCACCAUCUUUGCUCAAUUCAUCAUUUGUGGCUCCAUUUUGGGCAUCACCACAAUCAAUUUGUUGGCAUUUGCCGAACCAUCGGCAAGAUUUGGCAUCAUUUUCUACAUGAUGGCCGUUAUUUUGCAGACCUUUCCAUUGUGUUACUACUGCAAUGCCAUUGUCGAUGACUGUAACGAGAUGUGCGAUGCUCUCUUCCAUUCCCCGUGGACAGAGCGAAAUCUACGUUUUCGCAAAACAACUUUGCAGUUUCUACACAAACUACAGGAACCGAUUGAGUUUACGGCCAUGAAUAUAUUUAGCAUUAAUCUGGCCACCAAUAUCAAUGUGGCGAAAUUUGCUUUCACUGUAUAUGCUAUUGCCAAGGGCAUGAAUUUGGAUGAGAAAUUGCAGAAGUAAAAGUCCAUAAAAAGGA
This is a messenger RNA of Drosophila willistoni, 1218 nucleotides long. It is a transcript of the gene Or43b, whose product is annotated as odorant receptor 43b. The transcript is spliced from 3 exons. The record is from RefSeq and is a predicted model, not a curated record. NCBI's taxonomy places the organism in Eukaryota, Metazoa, Arthropoda, Insecta, Diptera, Drosophilidae. Gene Ontology annotation, molecular function: olfactory receptor activity; odorant binding. The coding region runs from base 6 to 1202 and encodes 398 amino acids. Gene Ontology annotation, cellular component: plasma membrane. Gene Ontology annotation, biological process: sensory perception of smell; detection of chemical stimulus involved in sensory perception of smell.